AUGUCGUGCAGCUCGCCGACUUCUGAUCAGCAAUCGCCAGUAGUUUACGCUGCUCCACCUCCUCCGCCGAUUUCACCACCGUACCAGAUCAGCCCAGCAGUAGAACCAGUUCCGUCAUUUUACGGACCUAGUCAACAGCAGCCUUUUAAGGCGAUGCAGGAUAGCUAUGCGCCUCAGUUGCUUCAUCAAACAGCUUUUCAAUCUUAUACAUCGCAGCCACAAACAGAACCUUCGUCACCGCACCAAACAAACCAGCAGCUGCAGCAUCAAAUAGCUGUGUGGCCAUCAAAACAACAAACAGAAUUGGAAAGGGGAGCAGCUGGUGAUCGGUUACAGCGGAUGGAAGUUGAAACAGCGAGUAUGGUGCCACUUCGAAAAACAUCCAUUCAGGUAUGUUGA
Messenger RNA from Gongylonema pulchrum, 399 nucleotides. Lineage: Eukaryota; Metazoa; Nematoda; Chromadorea; Rhabditida; Gongylonematidae. The record is from the annotation of a GenBank genome assembly.